Prunus persica (peach) is the source of this 1900-nucleotide messenger RNA. RefSeq lists its product as uncharacterized. The transcript has 11 exons. Gene Ontology annotation, biological process: regulation of starch metabolic process; starch metabolic process. NCBI's taxonomy places the organism in Eukaryota, Viridiplantae, Streptophyta, Magnoliopsida, Rosales, Rosaceae. The coding region runs from base 252 to 1595 and encodes 447 amino acids. Gene Ontology annotation, molecular function: starch binding. Gene Ontology annotation, cellular component: starch grain; chloroplast stroma. The record is from RefSeq and is a predicted model, not a curated record.
UUAUUAUUAAUCAAUCAGUUGCCCCAAAAUCCAAAAACCAGAGAGAGUAUACUCUCCACUCUCCACUCUCCACUCUCCACUCCCUUAUUAUUUCCCCUUUCCUUACUUAAAAGAAACAAUCAAACAAUCACCAACACAACACCACUCCCACUCUCUCUCUCUCUCUCUCUCUCUCUCUCAGCCCUCAACUCAGCUCUCUGAGGACUCCUCAACUUCCUCCGCUUGAGAAUUAUGGCGUUUUCGUAAAUGCAAUGGCAGCCACUUCUAGAGGGUUCGCUUCUCACCUCGAUUUCAAGCUCCGCCGCCUCGCUUUCCAUCCGCGCCCUCACUCUAGUACCAGCAAUGGCGGCUUGGAGGAGCUGAGGAAGCGGAGGAGGUUCAGCCUUCGGGGGGACCGACGCGGAGUCAGUCGAAUCAGUUGCUGCUGCUCAGACUCGGUUGUUCCGAUUCGCUCCGGAAAGAACGCCGAGAAGGCGGAAGAGCGGCGGUUCGAUUCGAAGAAAAGGCCUCCUAGAGCUGGAGUGCAAGCCUCUGCUGCAUUGCCCUUCUUUGCUUCGUCGUCCUCGUCUUCUUCUUCUGCUGCUCAAUCUCAUUUUUUGUCUAGACAAGAGAAAAAUUACCCCCGCUGUACCCCUAGAAACUCUGGUCCACAAUCUCGUGACACUCCACCCAAACGAGAUACUGGUAUUGCCAAUGAGAAGGACUGGGGCAUCAGCUUGUUAACCGAAAAUGUAAACGAGUCUGGGACUAAUGAAGAUGGCAGUACAUGGUAUCGAGAAAGUGGGGAGGACAUUGGCGACAAUGGAUACAGAUGUAGGUGGACAAGGAUGGGCGGUACCUCCCAUGAUGCUUCUUCACAAUGGAAAGAAACGUGGUGGGAGAAAAGUGACUGGACCGGAUACAAAGAGCUAGGUGUGGAGAAAUCUGGUAGAAAUGCUCAAGGCGAUUCAUGGUGGGAAACUUGGCAAGAAGUUCUUCAUCAAGAUGAAUGGAGUAACCUAGCAAGGAUUGAGAGAAGUGCACAGAAACAAGCAAAAUCAGGCACUGAGAAUGCUGGAUGGUAUGAGAAAUGGUGGGAGAAAUAUGACGCUAAAGGCUGGACUGAGAAAGGAGCACACAAAUAUGGUAGACUCAAUGAGCAGUCAUGGUGGGAGAAGUGGGGAGAGCAUUAUGACGGAAGGGGAUCUGUUCUCAAAUGGACUGAUAAAUGGGCUGAGACUGAACUUGGAACCAAAUGGGGAGACAAGUGGGAAGAGAAGUUCUUUGCUGGAAUAGGUUCGCGACAAGGGGAGACAUGGCACGUAUCUCCUAGUGGUGAACGUUGGUCAAGGACAUGGGGAGAAGAGCACUUCGGAAAUGGUAAGGUGCACAAAUAUGGGAAAAGCACAACAGGUGAAAGCUGGGAUAUUGUUGUGGAUGAGGAGACCUAUUACGAGGCUGAGCCGCAUUACGGAUGGGCAGAUGUUGUUGGCGAUUCUAGCCAGUUGCUUUCAAUUAAACCUCGUGAAAGGCCACCUGGCGUCUACCCUAACCUUGAGUUUGGAUCAACGCCACCUCCAGCUGAUGAACCACCAGAGGAAUUUUCUCCACAAUGAAAAGGUGACGAAGUUUAGGGUGCCUUAGUUUAGAAUAUUGUUCCAUUCCAAGUCCAAUUAUGUUGGCUGAAACUCUUCUCAUGUAACGGAAACCUUAGUCUUUAAUUUAUUCAUUCUUUCAAUCGUCAUUAUUUUCAUUUUGGGCGACUGCUACAUUUUUUCGGAUUAUUUAUUUGGGAGUUGCAUUGUAAUUUUUCCUGGCCCAACGUAGAUUGCUAGGGUUCAAAGUGGGCACUGAGGAUUCUGUUAGCAAUCUACACAUUAGGAUUAAUUUAUUUCAAGUUGUGAUCUUUGUUAAAGAUUCA